Molecule: messenger RNA, 1085 nt
Organism: Linum tenue
Lineage: Eukaryota; Viridiplantae; Streptophyta; Magnoliopsida; Malpighiales; Linaceae
Source: the annotation of a GenBank genome assembly
ACUUGUUUAAGAGGCUAAGAUAAUUGAUGUCAACCAUUCUUCCAUUGCUUGAAGUGCAAAGAGUUUAAAUCUCUAAUCAGCCCACCAAUUGCUAAGCAUUUCCUUUUCAUCUCCCAGGAAAAAGGCAUAACACAGACCUACCAUCCACCAAUUUGGACCAUUCUUUUCUCUAAUCUGAAUCCAUUUGCCUUAUAGAAUUUGGUCUUUGUUAUAUUGUUAGCCAACCAUAAUAAGUACCUUCCAACAUCUUUGAGGUUGAAGUGAGAAAACAGAACAUUUCGAAUAUGCUGCGAGAAACAAGAAAAGCUUCAGGAAACCUGGUUUGUGGCAAAGAAGGAAAUAUCUUUCUUUUUUAAUGAUGAUGAUGGUGCAGUCCUGUUUUGCAGGGACCAUAUAUGUCACUAGUCUACAAUCGUGCGCUCACUGAUUGAGAUUAUGCAUGUUUCUUGUACACUUUUGUUCUAUGUCCCCAUUCUUUUGUGGGUUGCUCUGUGUUCCAAAGUCAACUAAAGAAGCCCAGAUGGACACGAGAAGCAUGAUUGGCAUAUUUAGGGAGGCUAAGUGAUGAUGGGGGCCGCAUGGGCUGGCAUCGUUGUCGUCGUCAGCUCGUCACUCACUCGAUCUCAGCUGUUGGAUCGCUGUGGGCGAUAUCAUCUACAAGAUUGCCAUCGGGUCGAUCCAACUGAUGAAUUCGCGCGGGGAGACCGAUCUCGAUGAUGAUAUUAUUGUGGUGCAGGGGGCCUAAUAAGCUGUGAAAUGAUGAAAGACCAUAUCAUGCUGCAUCAGGUAAUGGUAGUGGCUCAUUAUGGCAUAUACAAGGGAUGACCGAUAACAAAUGACUUAUGAGCUGUUUGUUUCCUGAGAAUAUUACUGAAAUGAAUAGGGAAAGGGAAAGAUAGUAGAAAGGAUUAAGGAGGGCGCAUGGGGUUGGUGUAGGGUAUAUAGUUUAGUGGCACAAAGAAAGAAAGUACCUUUUUUGUUUCAUGGAACAUGCUGUCUGUCUGCAUUACCAGUGGAUUUUUCCACUGUGUAAAAAAGGAUUAAAGCGAAACAAAGCACUUGAUUGGUUGAAGGCCUCUUUUUAU